Closterium sp. Yama58-4 is the source of this 729-nucleotide messenger RNA. The record is from the annotation of a GenBank genome assembly. Lineage: Eukaryota; Viridiplantae; Streptophyta; Zygnematophyceae; Desmidiales; Closteriaceae.
AUGGAGGAGGUGGAGAGGGUGAUGGCGGAGCUUCAGGAGUGUGUGGAGGAGCGGAUGGGGGAGAUUGUUAAGGUGGUGCCGCGGAUUGAAGAGAAGCUAGAAGGGAGGGUGCAUGACGAGUCGGGGUGGUCGUGGGGGGAGGCCGUGCUGUACGAACUGUCCCAAACCGACAUGGCAGAGGUGCUGUAUGCUCUGCUGCAUUGCAAUCAGUACCUCCCUGUAUCGUGCAUCGCUUCAUGCCUCCCUCGCUGGUCUCUCUCCUUUCUCUUUACGCAUUCUCAAGUUGAGCCCCUCGUUUCCCUGACCUCCGUGUGCGCGGGGCGGUGGGUGCGGAUGCUGGCGGGCAUCACAGCGCAUGGGGGCGCCGUGAAGGCCAAGGCACGGCACCCACGUCUCUUUGUGAUGCUGUGCCAGGCCACCCCUCACGUCUCAGCAUGUGCCCUUACCUCCCUGUGUGCGCUGCAGAUGCUGGGAGCCAUCACAGCGCAUGCAGACGCCAUGAAGGCCAAGGCGCAGCACGUGCGGGGGCAGGUGCGCGCACUGGUGGAGGGGGCGGCUGGUGGGCGUGGCGCCGUUGAGCAUGCGAGGCACGAGGGUCACGCACAGCAUGGGGCUGCGGAGGUGACGAGGGAAGAGGGGCAGGGGGGAGUGGUGGUGAACGAAGAAGUGGGAGUUUUUAUCAACGAUGGGAUGAAGAAAGAUGGUGUGCAGUGGGCGGACCGAUGUUGA